AUCCCUCUGUGUCGCACCAGAACGGCCGCUUCGUUCCGAGGCUGCGGGGCCGGGCGCGGCGGCGUCAAGAUGGCGGCUGCGGCAGUGGCGGCGGCGGCUGCUGCGGCGGCGGCUGCGUCCCUUCAGGUGCUGGAGAUGGAGAGCAUGGAGACGGCCGCCGCCGGCUCAGCAGGCCUGGCCGCCGAAGUCCGGGGCAGCGGCACGGUGGACUUCGGGCCCAGCCCGGGAAUCUCGGCCAUGGAGGCUAGCGGGGGUGAUCCGGGCCCGGAGGCCGAGGACUUCGAGUGCAGCUCCCAUUGCUCGGAGCUGUCCUGGCGGCAGAAUGAGCAGCGGCGCCAGGGCCUCUUCUGCGACAUUACCCUGUGUUUCGGCGGCGCCGGAGGCCGCGAGUUCCGGGCCCACCGCUCGGUGCUGGCCGCCGCCACCGAGUACUUCACGCCGCUGCUCUCGGGCCAGUUUUCCGAGUCCCGCUCGGGCCGGGUGGAGAUGCGCAAGUGGAGCUCGGAGCCGGGGCCAGAGCCCGACACGGUGGAGGCCGUUAUCGAGUACAUGUACACCGGGCGCAUCCGCGUCAGCACGGGCAGCGUGCACGAGGUGCUGGAGUUGGCCGACCGGUUCCUCUUAAUUCGUUUAAAAGAAUUUUGUGGAGAAUUUCUUAAGAAAAAACUCCAUCUUUCAAACUGUGUGGCCAUUCAUAGCUUAGCUCACAUGUACACCCUGAGCCAGCUUGCUCUGAAAGCUGCCGAUAUGAUACGGAGAAACUUCCACAAAGUCAUUCAAGAUGAGGAAUUUUACACUUUACCCUUCCAUCUCAUUCGAGACUGGCUUUCGGACUUGGAAAUUACGGUUGAUUCUGAGGAGGUCCUCUUUGAAACGGUUUUGAAGUGGGUUCAGAGAAAUGCUGAAGAAAGAGAAAGAUACUUUGAAGAACUCUUUAAGUUACUCAGAUUGUCCCAGAUGAAACCUACCUACCUGACUCGGCAUGUCAAACCAGAGCGGCUCGUGGCCAGUAACGAAGUUUGUGUCAAGUUGGUGGCCGACGCGGUGGAGAGGCACGCUCUGAGAGCUGAGAAUAUACAGUCUGGCACCUUCCAGCUUCCUGCUUCUCAUGUCUCGUUGUUACCUCGCUAUGGGCAAAACAUGGAUGUGAUUAUGGUUAUUGGAGGUGUGUCAGAGGGAGGGGACUAUUUAAGUGAAUGUGUGGGAUAUUUUGUUGAUGAGGACAGAUGGGUAAACCUACCCCAUAUCCAUAAUCACCUUGAUGGACAUGCUGUUGCCGUAACAGAAUCCUAUGUGUAUGUUGCUGGAUCGAUGGAGCCAGGGUUUGCCAAAACUGUGGAAAGGUAUAACCCAAAUUUGAACACAUGGGAACACGUCUGCAGUCUAAUGACGAGAAAGCAUUCUUUUGGACUAACAGAAGUCAAGGGGAAGCUCUACAGCAUUGGAGGCCAUGGCAACUUUAGCCCUGGCUUUAAAGAUGUCACUGUUUAUAAUCCCGAACUCGAUAAAUGGCACAACCUAGAAUCCGCACCAAAGAUUCUUCGAGAUGUGAAAGCGCUCGCCAUCGAAGACCGGUUCGUGUACAUUGCUGCCCGUACUCCUGUGGACCGGGACACUGAAGACGGCCUGAAGGCUGUAAUUACUUGCUAUGACACAGAGACACGACAGUGGCAAGAUGUGGAAUCUUUGCCACUUAUUGACAAUUACUGCUUUUUCCAGAUGUCUGUGGUCAAUUCGAACUUUUAUCAGACAGCGUCAUGCUGUCCUAAGAGUUAUUCUUUAGAAAACGAAGAGGCAGUGAGGAAAAUUGCCAGCCAGGUGUCUGAUGAGAUCCUCGAAAGCUUGCCUCCAGAGGUCCUGAGCAUUGAAGGGGCUGCCAUUUGCUAUUACAAAGAUGAUGUCUUCAUUAUCGGAGGCUGGAAAAACAGUGACGACAUUGACAAACAGUACCGGAAAGAAGCCUACCGGUACUGCGCUGAGAGAAAGAGGUGGAUGCUGCUUCCUCCCAUGCCGCAGCCCCGAUGUAGAGCCACUGCGUGCCACGUGCGGAUCCCCUACCGCUACCUGCAUGGCACUCAGAGAUAUCCCAUGCCUCAAAACCUAAUGUGGCAGAAGGACCGCAUCAGACAGAUGCAAGAAAUACAUCGGCACGCCCUGAACAUGCGGCGCGUGCCAAGCUCGCAGAUCGAAUGCUAGGUUCUCGAAUACGUGCAGCUUAAAACUGGCGUCCGUGCUUCAGGAGGCUGAAGCUCUCCAGACUGUUACUUGAAAAAGUAUGUCAGAAACUUAUUUUCUGCCUGAACUGAUUCUGACCCCGUAAAUAGGAAGUAUAGUUAAGACUGAAGAGUGGGGAGUUCAAAACUGAUAACGUGUUAGCUUGCGAUCUUUAUCAGCUUUGCUUUUUGUACGUGCUGACCGAAGAAGAGCUUAUUAAAGACAAGUGGAAAAACUAGGUGUAGUUACUCGGCUGUUUUUCUGCCAACGAGUUAGAAGUCCUUUGUGUAAGGGACUUGGGUUUGAACAUGCUUUAUGCAUCAUUCUUAUUUGCACUUUUGCUUUGAUACUUCUAUUCAUUUCUUCCGGAAUGGUUGGUUUUGACAAGGUCAGAAUCGAGCCCUCAUCUGCAGGAGGUGUGUGCAAUAGCAAGACUGAAAUUUGAAGGAAAAAGCACAAUAUUUCAGCAAGAUGAUUUCAGAAUGUUUGCAUUGGCAUUUUGUUGUGUGUGUCUAUCUAGAACCGCUAUUUAGUUCAUUUCUAGAAGGAGGUGACUGAGGAGAUGUUUGGGAUUGGCUCAUGCUUUUUUAAAAUAUUGUUCCUUAAAUAUAUUUCCUUAACAGCUUAUGGACUUCAGGUCCUUUCUCUGAGAUGAUGUAAUUGGUGACCGUGUGAGCUGAUUCAGUACAGGGGAAAUCACAUAUGUGCAAUGUGUUUAAAGAAGAAAAGCAUUAGAACAGGUUGAGAAAUCAAAGGCAUCUGAAAUUUAAAAUCACUUUUUGCAGCAGUUGCAGGCUCCAGGAUAUGUCAGUGAGUAUAAAUAAUGCCUAUGACAAUCACCACUCAAUGCCUUCCAUUUUAAUUUUUGCUCUAAUGCAUAUUGUGUAAACUCUUCAUCAUUCCUUCCUAAAAAGAAACUAUUUUUUCAAAAUGGGAGAGAAGUAACAGUUUAGAGAAAUAUUGCUGAAGAAAAUCCUUAUUAUUUUUGGCCCUGAUUAUCAUAACGUUUAUUCAUUGCCAUUGACUUCUAUCCGAAUUUUGCCUGAGCCUAUGAUACCUAAAUUUGGGUGUAUAAUUUAGGCUCUUAAAAAUUUAUCACCAUGGUUAUUUUUAUUUUUGUGUAUUUUUAAGAGAUUAAUUUAUUUAUUUGAAAGGCAGAGCAACAGAGAGAAAGAAAAAGAGAUUUUUCUAUCCACUAGUUCACCUCCCAUAUGGCCACAGCAGCCCAGGUCUAGGCCAGGCUGAAGCCAGGAGCCAAGAACUGUAUCCUGGUACUUCACAUGGGUGGCAGAAGCGCAAGCACUUGGGCCAUUUCUACUGCCUUCCCUGGCACAUCAGCAGGAAACUGGAUUGGAAAUGGAGUAACUGGGCCUUGAACCAGCACUCCAGUAUGGUAUGCUGGUGGUGGCAAGCAUCGGCUUAGCCCAUUGUGCUAGGAUGCCGCAGAGCGUUCUUCUGCUUCUCUUACGCACUCCUAUACUUUAUUGUGGGUUAACCCUCAGGUUAACUCUUUGAGCAUUCAUUUAGUCUAAAGGACCCCUAACAGUUUGCAACAGGGAUCCACUGCAUUUUUCUUGUUGCUUAAAUUAGACAUUCCAGAAUACUGUUCACAAAGUCAAAUUCCAAACACAGUGAUUCAUUACAGUUAACCUGAUUAGUUGUGUGAUGAAACUUCAAAGAAAAAAAGCACAACCAGAAAUUUUGGCUUGUUGUAUGCUGCAAGACUGUUAAUGUUCUCGUCCUUGGAUGGUAUACUAGAGCUUUCCUGAAAUUUCUAAAUUGGUAUCUCUACCUAGGACAAGAAUUUUUAAUGUGUUGAGAAUAUGCUUCAUUUAGCCUAGAAUCGGGUGGGAAACUGCCCGCUGUUUCUACAUAAGGAUACAUUAUCCUACCCGCCCUCCCCACCUCUUUCUCAGUUUCCCUUUCUUUGUAGUAACCUCAUAGCAGCUGUUUGUACUGUGAGUGGCUUUGAUUCUUAGUUAUGGCAGAUCUUUGGAAGCGAGAUGGAAUCAUCUAACGAGGCUCAUGGGCUGAAGGCCUCAUUUCUGAUAGACCAUGCUGGCACACUUCUUCCCUUGGUUGUGUUCAAGUAAUUGAAUAUCUCACUAAGAUGCCAGUUUUUAUCCUAAAAGGUGUAAUUUGUUUUGUGUCGGAUUAUCUGGUCUCAGGGUUGUCUUCUGAGAUUAUCAUGCCCAGUUUAUUUGUAGAGUUUGUUUUUUUUCCUCACAUGAUGUGACAGAAAUUCUAACUCAAGAUUGAGGUAUAAUCUGGUUUGAAAAACCUGAUCAAAACUUAUUUUUUAACUCAGCAGGUAGCGUAGGCCAUGGCUGAAAAGAAGGGGUAAGUCCUUCAUUGCAUGAUGUGUGCAGAGUCUCCUGACUACUGAAUGUCUGAUUUUCAUAUUUGAAUUCACAUGUGUGACUUCACAUUAAUAACUUGUGCUUCUGAAAUAUCCUGACUAACUUGUUAAUAAGGAGAGAAGCCAGAUUUGCUGAAAUCUGUUCAAGACUGACAUUCUGAAACUCAGUUUAAACUGGAAAUAACUUCUUAGAGUAUUUGAGAUGGUUGGUCAGGCCUAAAAUAGCUCUUUUGAAAGCUUGAAUAUUGUAUUUGGCAAUUUAAUCUAUUAAAACACAGCUUAGUGUGUGUGCAGUCAAGCUAACCUUAAUGUUAUUGCUUUUUCUUGGGUGAAAGAGAGAAAGAGAGGACUUACACCAAAAAGGAAUAACUGUGCAUGACUUUGAAGGAGCUACAUGGAUCUCAGAAUGUGUACCCUUUACCUCCCCAGCCACGUGUUGAAAACGUGUGAUGUGUGUCGAGAAUGUCAGUCAUGAGUGUGGUGUUUCACGUCUCCCUUGCAGUGCUGCAUGGUUAGACUGUGUACCCUGAUCCUCACCUAUAUUUUUUUGCUGUGCAAGUUCAAAAAACAUAUCUGCUGAAAACUUCUAAAAUUCAUUGGUAAGAGUUGUGUUUGUUUUGAUUACCUGCUUUUGUAGGGUAUUUCUGGGACCAAACAAUUGAGCAGUAUAGGACAGAAUUUGCAAGUGAAAGUGUCUCUGGAAGAUCUGAGCGCUUUGUUUUUUAAGCCCUUUAGGCAAUUUCUAGGGCACUCUUUUUUUCCCCUUUCUCUUGACUAGUGUAGCAUGUGGCUCCUUUAAAAAACUUCACUUUCUGCUCUUAAUGCUAAUACCAACACUAUACUAUAAAUAGACUAGUGAACUGAAUUGUGUCUUUUAGUUACUUGAUCUCAUCAAGCAUAACUAAAGGGACUUUUUGAAUACUUACCUCCAAUUAAGCUUCAAUUAAAAGGGUAUUUGUUGUCCACAUUUCGUGUCUUUGAAAAUACACAGUAAUGUUAAGCAAAUACUCUGCCUACACUAGAAAAAUAGGGUGCUUUAACUGUAGACUAUUUGAGAAUUCAGUCUCUCCUUAACUGUCAAACAUUUUGGCCCAGUUGUUACUUCAGUUUGUUACUUUUGUGAAUGUGAAUAGUCUGUGUUUGUUGUUGUUAUAAUGAUUAUAUUAUGACAUGUCUGGUCUUUGGAAACAAAACAGCUCAUAGUGAAUGAUGUAACACAAUAACAGUAACCUGACAUAGGUCAUUUAACUUCCAGGAAUUUAGUUAGUUACCCAGCUGGCCCAGUUGCUGCUUUGUUGAUUGCCUUUGUGGGCUUUUGUCUGCCCUGCCCGGCCGCCUCCUGCUGUCUUACCUGGAAGCACAUACAUAGAGCUCUUGUUGAACUUGACCUCCUGCAUCACAUGCUUGUGAGCUGUAGUGCUUGCUAGACGCUUGAAGAUCUUGCCACCGUGUGCUAGGGCUCGUUGAGUUACUUGUAAAAUACUUAGUUUGAGUUGAUUACAGUGAAUUUGGGGGCCAGCAGUACACAGGCCCCUGUUCUACUGAAAAUGUGUUCCUGUCUUCCUGUAAGUCAAAGAGUUGUAGUAUUUAGAUCACUUUGAACCACAUUGUAAAAUAGCCUGUUUUAUGUUGCUGUAGCUGUCUUGUUCUGUGUUAAAGAUACUAAUUGUCUCAAUAUGAGUUUUAAAUAAACAUAUUUCUGUA
Molecule: messenger RNA, 6277 nt
Organism: Oryctolagus cuniculus (rabbit)
Lineage: Eukaryota; Metazoa; Chordata; Mammalia; Lagomorpha; Leporidae
Source: RefSeq, a predicted model, not a curated record